This is a messenger RNA of Gregarina niphandrodes, 3006 nucleotides long. Its product is annotated as putative phosphodiesterase. The record is from RefSeq and is a predicted model, not a curated record. NCBI's taxonomy places the organism in Eukaryota, Apicomplexa, Conoidasida, Eugregarinorida, Gregarinidae. Gene Ontology annotation, molecular function: 3',5'-cyclic-nucleotide phosphodiesterase activity. The transcript has a single exon. Gene Ontology annotation, biological process: signal transduction. Bases 1 to 3006 code for a protein of 1001 amino acids.
AUGCACAGCGAGAGUCUGUUGACCAGGCAGCGGGGCGUCCCAAGCAACCUGCAGCGGACCCUGAUGCAGCAGUACGAGGAGGCGACUGGCGGGCUGUCCAAGAUGAGCACACACAGCGACCGAGGGUUGCUUCUAACAGGUCCCCCGCAGGAGGAGACCGAGGGCGAGAGAGAUGGGGGGGAGCAGCACAAGACGGAACGGGAACUGUCCCUGGAGCGAAAGGUAUCGGCGGAACGGAAGGAGUCCAUGGAGGGGAAGGUAUCGACGGAACGGAAGAUUACAAGGGGUAAGAGACAGCACUCGGCCCGGGCGUUAGCGGCGGAGAUGUCGGACACUGACACGUCCGAUGCGGAGGCAAGUGCUACAACGUCUAUGUCUUCCUGGGGUUUCGGUUUACGUCGGCGUGUGUUGAACAGCGUAUUACCGAUUUCGCCGGCCGAUGGAAUGCUGUUACACGCGUCUGUAGAUUGGUGGCCAUUGAAAUUUCGCGACCCUAAGGUCGAAGGUGAGUUCCAGCGGAGCUGUUACAUGGAUAUUCUGCGGGUGCAUCACCUGGUAGUGAUAUCUUGCUGGGUCGUUGCUGGCACCAUCCUUUUGGGUUUCGGUUAUUCCUUGCUAAUUAACUUGCCCAGUCUGAUUCUCAGGACCGUCGAGAUCGCUGUGCUCCAAAUUUCUCUUGGCGUGGUCGUGAUCCGAUACAACAGAUCCGAGUUCAACGUAGGCAUGUUCGCAGUCAUCUGCUGCGUCCUCGUCUUGCAAUAUUUGCAGUCCCUCACUUUGCCAUCUACCGUGGUGGCAACGGGAGAACACGGCUUGACUACCGCACACGUGUGGUCGAGCAAAGGUAGCUACUACUUUGACAGCGACGCGGCGGGAAAGACGUCGCCGUUUGAAGUAAGGGAAGCCAACACCUUCAAGUACGCUAACAUAGGCUCCACUUGGGUCAUAUUCUACAGUCUUACUUUGAUUAAUAACGCCCUCGGUUACACCCAGGCCCAUGCAGUCAAUUACAACUUCAUGUUCUGGAUCUUCUACUUGAAAAUGAGGAUCGUCACAGCUCGAUUGGACAUUCGCCGUGAACGACUGUUUCAUGUGGAGCAAAUCGCCGCAUUCAUGGGACAGGCAGUGUACAGCAUGGCGACGUGUGCGGGACAGUAUGUCCAGGAACUGACGGCUCGACUCGUUUACAGCAAAGAAGUAAACGCGAUGGAGCGGGUAGAGCGGUACCUUAAACCGGCUUCCUACGUCCGCUCUUCUAUCAGGAACAAGUCUUCGGCAGAAACUUUGUUAGACCAAUUAAGAAGUGUUCGUACACUGGUUGAAACUUGUCGUCGAGAGUUUGCGGACAGGAAACGUAUUCUUGCCAAGGUUGAAAAGAUAGGCCACAGUAUCCAACGCUGCGAGGAUCUCAUGCGAGCCGGUGUCAUGGAAUUCGGCCAAAUACAGGUCGACCAUCUCCCGGAAGCUGAGAGACACGCCAUCGAAGCUCUUAGAGACAGACCAAGGCGGGUUCAAGAAGACGAAGUCUCAUACCCUCCACGGGACCAAACAAUUGACCAGGCUACUAUCAAUCUUAAACAGCUUCUUCUCCCAGAACUUCAGACAAUAAUCCACUUCUCCUGGAAUCCCGAACAUUGUCUCCAAUUCUGCCAAAGUCCACAUACGGCGUCCCUCUUCGACAACUAUCCCACCUCUCCAACAGUCCAGCCGCGACUGGCCACCGGCCGGCUCCAGCAAACUAUUACACCGCCAUCAAAAAUUGAACCGUCAAAAACCCUACAAGCAAACACGGAACUGCCAGGAACCGGAAACCCAGGAACCGGAAACCCAGGAACCGGACAGUUAGAGACCGGACAGUCAGAGACCGGACAGUCAGAGAUGGGACAACCAGAGACCGGACAGCCAGAGAUGGGACAACCAGAGACCGGACAGUCAGAGAUGGGACAGCCGGCGAUGGUUUUGGUUGAGUCAAUUCGGGCCCUUUGCGCAGCAUUCCCAGAUCUUACUGAAUUGGUUGUGCCAUUCUGCCAGCUCGGACUGUGUAUGGAAGCAGCCACCCCUCAGAAUCCCUAUUCUAAUGCCAACACUGCGUCUAUCAGUACGAGGAUCUUGGUAUGGCUUCUUAAGCGGUUUAAAGUUUUGCAGCAUUUGUCUACCACGGAAUUGUUGACGAUCCUGAUUGUCUCCCUGGGACGAUUUGUUGGGAGUCCUGGUAUCUUUUCGGACUCGUUCUUAUGGUCGUCAAACAACAGAUUAAGUCUUUUGUAUAAUGAUAAAGAUGUGCAAUCUGGAUAUGUUGGAUUUAUUAUCCAUCGGUUAUUGCAAAUGGAUGGGUGUAAUCCAUUUAGCAGAAUAUCAUUGAACGACAAAGAUGAUAAUGUCACAAGUGUGUUGGAAUGGAUAUCCUUAUGUAGUCGGGCGUUGAGUAAUGAAGAACAUUAUUCUGUGUUGGGCAGGUUUAAAUUACGUGUGACUGCUACAGAUUUCUCGACGGCGAAAAACAUGGAUGAUAAGAAAGUUGUGGUGGCUUUAUUGAUGCGGGCAAGUACCUUUGUAUCGCAAUGGUGUGCCUUGGAUGAGCAGCGAGCCCAUGUGAGUAGCAAACGGUUAGAAGAAUAUGCGGCUCAAAAAACUAUGUCCCAGGAAGCAGUGAUGCAAGAGACUGUGAAUCCCCUCGAAGUCACCUCCUCCGCAUACCGAGAAGCCUUCUCGCAGAUCAUUCUAAGCCCUAUGAUUGAGGCAUUAGAGGCAGUCGACCCCAUUGGAGCGUUCGAGAAUGUAUUUAGUACUACCCUCAGUCCAGAAGCCGUUGACCUCCGACUACACCCUUCCAAAAUCCAGGUGGCUGGAACUGAACUUCCCAUAAGAAUAUGGGCAGCCGCUGUGAAUACAAUCCAUCCGAAAGAGUUCAUCGAAAAUUGCACUCAAAUAAACACAUGGCAAUCAGAAAAAGAGUGGGCAGCAUGCCCAAACAUCUCACUUGGGAAUGUUAACGCUUCGGCAUAA